This is a messenger RNA of Salmo salar (Atlantic salmon), 2359 nucleotides long. Its product is annotated as alpha-parvin. Gene Ontology annotation, cellular component: cytoplasm; actin cytoskeleton; focal adhesion. Gene Ontology annotation, molecular function: actin binding. Gene Ontology annotation, biological process: cilium assembly; establishment or maintenance of cell polarity regulating cell shape; substrate adhesion-dependent cell spreading. Lineage: Eukaryota; Metazoa; Chordata; Actinopteri; Salmoniformes; Salmonidae. The record is from RefSeq and is a predicted model, not a curated record.
GAAAUAGGGGAGGGAACAAGGAAGGGAUUUAAGGCUGGAUGAAAUUCCGUUUCCGCUUUAGGGAGUGAAAAUUCAUUUGAGCAGAAUUUGACUUGAAAAUCUAUUUAUUUCAGAGACCUACUCAACUUUUACAAUAUUGAUUGUACUUUUGGAUAAGUUGUAUCAUGGCCACUUCGCCGCAAAAGUCGCCAUCCUCUCCGUCGCCGACGACUCCGAAAUCACCCUCUUCCAGAAAGAAAGAUGACUCGUUCCUGGGAAAACUUGGAGGAACUUUAGUAAGAAGAAAGAAGGCAAAAGAAGUGUCUGAGCUCCAGGAAGAAGGGAUGAACGCCAUCAACCUGCCCUUGAGCCCCACCCAAUACGAACUGGACCCAGAAGACACCAUGCUAGAGGAGAAUGAGGUCCGCACCAUGGUCGACCCCAACUCCAAGAACGACCUGAAACUACAGGAACUCCAGAAGGUGUUGAUUGACUGGAUCAAUGAUGUGUUGGUGGGGGAGAGGAUCAUCGUGAAGGACCUGGCUGAGGAUCUAUACGACGGGCAGGUUCUGCAGAAACUCUUUGAGAAGCUGGAGGGGGAGAAGCUAAAUGUAGCUGAGGUGACCCAGUCGGAGAUUGCCCAGAAACAGAAACUGCAGACGGUGCUGGAGAGGAUCAACGACUCCAUCAAGGUCUCUGCCAGGAGCAUCAAAUGGAACGUGGACUCGGUCCAUGCUAAGAGUAUAGUGGCCAUUCUUCACCUCUUGGUGGCGCUGUCUCAGCACUUCAGAGCACCAAUCAGACUUCCUGAUCACGUGUCCAUCCAAGUAGUGGUGGUUCAGAAAAGGGAGGGGAUUCUGCAAUCUCGCCAGAUCCAGGAGGAGAUCACGGGCAAUACAGAGGCUUUAUCUGGAAGACAUGAGCGAGAUGCUUUCGACACCCUGUUUGAUCAUGCUCCAGACAAGCUCAAUGUGGUAAAAAAGACUCUCAUCACCUUUGUGAACAAACACUUGAACAAGCUCAAUCUGGAGGUGGCUGAACUGGACACACAGUUUGCAGACGGUGUGUACCUUGUUCUGCUGAUGGGAUUGCUGGAGGGCUACUUUGUUCCACUCUAUAAUUUCUUCCUGACUCCUGAGAACUUUGAACAACAGGUGCACAACGUGUCCUUCUCUUUUGAGCUGAUGCAAGACGGAGGUUUGGAGAGACCAAAACCUAGACCUGAAGAUAUCGUGAACUGUGACCUCAAGUCAACCCUGAGGGUGCUGUACAACCUCUUCACCAGGUACAGAAAUGUGGAGUGAAUAUGCAGUGUUGGGGGUGACUCAUUUUAUUGGGUACCACAUUCAAGUUUCAAGCAUUUUUUUUCCCCCAAUUACAUGCUUCAAAGGAAGUUGUCCCUUGCAAAGAACAGUACGAACCAAUUCAGGACAUUCAGCAUUGGUAUUAUCAAUAUUUUUUUAUAGAUUCCAUUAUUCCAAAUAUUUUAUGUGCUAUAAUAAUAACUUCUACUAUUGUUUGCCAUUUUAAAAUACACUACAUACUGUAUCUAUUUUUGUUUCUUAAAUGAAUGCAUAUUAGUCUAAGUAAAAACAGUCAUUGUAUGAUUGGUAUUUUAAUGAGAUUUUUUUUAUUGAUGAUAAAUUCAAAAAAAAUUCUUCUUAAUGUCAUAUUUCAAAAGGUUGAUUAUAGUGAUGACAUUUCUUCAUGUUUCCAUCGCUAAAGCUCGUUUCAUUUAUUUACUAAACAAAUGUUUGUUAACCUAUAUUUCUAGUGCUUUUGUGUACACCUGACCUUCUUAUUCACUUAGCUGUUUUCUACUUUCACUAGUAGAUGAGUGCCUUUUUAAAUAAAAAUACUGUACUGCAUGCCGUCAUUAGGAAGACACCACUUAAAGUGCUGACUGUGAUUUGAAUAUGCUCUUUUACUUUAUUCUCAAAAAUGCUUUGCAUGUAUCAUAUAUGUUAAAUGUUUUAAUAACCCCCGAACUGAAAUUCCUAAAAUGUUGGAACGUUAAAACAAUCUUGUAAAGAAACGGAAGGUCUCCCUCAUGGUAACACUUUGUUUGGAUAGUCCAUCUGUAGAUGCUCUAGCAGUGGUCACCAACCUUUUUUGGAGUCCAUCAGUUUCUGAGUCAAAAUGCAAGCCGUUUUACAUAACUUAAACGUAAGCCUAUGCAACAUGACCCUAUUAAAAACAGCACUGUAUUAAUGAGGUUUGUACAGAACAUGAUCACUGCAUAUUGGCUUUGCUUGAAUUGCCCUGCCAAUGCAUUGUUAUUCUUCUCAGACCAUUAAAGAACAAUAUAUAUAUAUAAUGUAGGCUACAGGAUCACACCAAUAAAAGCUCAGUUGUUGUAUUACUUGUGAAGCACAGCUGA